AUGUCUAAUGAAGAUCUCUCUUUGAGAGGACACGAAAACACAGCAGUAACUAAGGACAAUGAAGAGUUGAUUGCUAGAGAUGAUGAAGAUAAUGCCCCAAGUGAUGAAGAAGAAGGUGACGAUGUCUUUGAUUCUUCUGAAGAUGAUGCCGAUUUGGAUGAGGAUGAAGAUGAAGCCAGAAAGAUCAAAGAAGGGUUUAUUGUGGACGAAGGUGAGGAAGACGAUGGGGAUGACGAUGAAUUGGGAGCUGCUUCUGGUAAGAAAAGGAGAAAGGGACGUAGGAGAAGAGAAAGAGAGGAGGAAGAGGAUAGAUUAUCUGAAGAUGAUUUGGAUCUGUUGAUGGAAAAUGCUGGUGUUAAAAGAACAACCGAAUCUGCCACUUCUGGAGGUUUGAAAAGAUUAAAAAGAGCUGGAGGCAAUGAAGAGACUUCUGAACAAGAAGAAGCAAAAGUUUCCAGUGUCACUGCGGAAAGUAAUAAAUUAGAAGAUUUCUUCUCUGAUGAUGAAGAAGAAGAAGAGUUUAAUGACUCUACGGCCAGACACCAUGAAGAAGAUGAAUAUGACGACGAAUACGGUGCAAGAGAAAGUAAUCAUCGUCAAAAUACUAGUGACAUGACUAACAAAGCAGGCAUGUUGGAUGAAUUGGAUGAUUUCAUAGAAGAAGAUGAGUUUUCUGAUGAAGAUGAAGAAACCAGAAAACAAAGAAUAGAAGAAAGAAAGUUGUUAAGAGAACAAAGAAUGAAACAACCAGUACAUGUCACAGGUUUAUCUUCUGAUAAAAUUGACGAAAUGUAUGAUAUUUUCGGUGAUGGUCACGAUUAUGACUGGGCUUUGGAGAUUGAAAAUGAAGAAUUAGAAGGUAAUUUAGACACUGAAGCUGUCAUUGAAGGUAACGAAGACGGUGAAAGCGGAAUAGGUCCAUCCAAGAAAAAAGUUUCUCUUCAAGAUAUUUACGACUUACAAGAUCUUAAGAAAAAUUUACUUACUGAAGAGGAUAUGAAAAUUAGACACACUGAUAUCCCUGAAAGAUUCCAAGAAUUAAGAGCUGGUCUAGUAGAAUACGGCAAUCUAUCAGCAGAAGAUAAAGAAUUGGAAAAGAACUGGAUUAGUGAUAAAAUCGCCAUCGAGAAAAAUUUCCCUGCUACUUACGAUCUAACUGAAUUUAAGGAUGCUAUCGGUAACGCUAUUAGAUUUAUCUCUGAAGAUAAUUUAGAAGUCCCAUUCAUCUUUGCUUAUCGUCGUAAUAAUAUAUCUUCUACUGAUAGAAACGGUUUCGUAUUAACAGAAGAUGAUUUAUGGGAAAUUGUGGACCUUAAUAUCGAAUUCAAUAGUAUUAUUCACAAAAGAGACUAUGUCAAGAAAUUUUAUGAAGAACUGCAAAUACAGGACUCCGUUGUCGAUGAAUAUUUUUCAAAUCAAAGCACUGCAUCGACUGCAGAACUAAAUUCUUUACAAGACAUUUAUAAUUAUCUGGAGUACAAAUAUGCAAAAGAGAUUAAUGACCUAUUAACAAAGAAUACUCAAAAGUCUGGUAAGAAACAUUUAAAGAAUUCUAACUAUGAGAAAUUUAAAGCAAGUCCACUUUAUGCAAUUACAAAAGAUAUUGGUAUUACAGCAGAACAAAUUGGUGAAAAUAUCAGUUCCCAACAUCAAAUUAAUAUUCCAAAAGAUCAUGAGACCUUAAAACCAAUGGAAGUCAUUGACAAUAUUAUUACUGAGCAUAGUUCUGAUCUACAAGUCUUUGUAACCAACAGUAAAUUAUCAGUCGACACAGUUCAAAAGUACACCUCUAUGGAAAUUUCAAGAAACCCUAAGAUAAGAGAGAAGGUUAGAAACGAUUUUUACAAAUAUUAUUUAGUAGAUGUUGUUUUGACUUUUAAAGGUAGAAGAGAAAUUCAAAGGGGCUCCAUAUAUGAGGAUAUUAAAUAUGCUAUAAAUAGAACUCCAGUGCAUUUUAGAAAAGAUCCAGAUCUAUUUUUACGUAUGCUAGAGGCUGAAUCUUUGAAUUUAUUAACUGUCAAAUUACAUAUGUCUUCUCAUGUACAAUAUGCUGAUCAUCUAUUUCAAAUUGCAUUAGAUACUAAUAAUACUUCUGAGCUAGGUAUUGAAUGGAAUAAUUUCCGUAAAACUGCAUUUAAUCAAGCAUUAGACACUAUUUUUGCAGAUAUAUCAGCAGAAAUCAAGGAUGACUUGUCAAAGAGUUGUAAGAAGUUAGUUGCAAGAUCUGUCCGUCAUAAAUUCAUGAGUAAGCUUGAUCAAGCUCCAUUUGUACCUAAUAUGGAAAAUGCAAAGAUACCAAGAAUUUUGACUAUUACAUGUGGUGAAGGUAGAUUCGGUUCAGAUGCUAUCAUUGCCACAUAUAUUAACCGAAAAGGUGAAUUUGUUAGAGAUUUUAAAAUCACUGAUAAUCCAUUUGAUAGAUCUAAUCCUCAAAAAUUUGAAAAUACUUUUGCGGAUAUCAUAAAUAACUGCCAAAUUAAUGCCAUUGGUAUUAAUGGUCCAAAUUCGAAAACACAAAAAUUUUUUAAGAAAUUACAAGAUGUAAUCAGACAAAAGAAAUUGUUGGAUAACAAUGAUAAAGAAAUUCCUAUUAUCUACGUUGAAGAUGAAGUUGCAGUUCGUUAUCAGUCUUCUGAAAGAGCUGCACAAGAAUUUGCUAAUAAGCCACCUUUAGUUAAAUAUUGUGUUGCAUUAGCUCGUUAUAUGCAUUCUCCUUUAUUAGAAUAUGCAAACUUGUCAAUGGAAGAAUUAACAUCGCUAUCUAUUCAUCCUAAUCAGUCUUUGUUACCAAGAGGACUGUUUGUCAAAGCAAUCGAAACUGCUUUUGUUGAUAUAGUUAAUUUAGUUGGUGUUGAAAUUAACAAAACUACUGAUAAUAACUAUUAUGCUAAUGCCUUAAGAUAUAUAUCUGGUUUUGGUCAACGUAAAGCCAUUGACUUCUUAGAUUCAUUGCAGAGAUUAAAUGAACCACUUCUAGCUCGUCAACAGCUGAUUACUCAUAAUAUUUUACAUAAAACAAUUUUCAUGAAUGCUGCAGGCUUUUUGUAUAUAUCAUGGAAUGAAAAAAGACAAAGAUAUGAAGAUUUGGAACAUGAUCAAUUGGAUAGUACUAGAAUCCAUCCUGAAGACUAUCAUCUGGCUACAAAGGUUGCAGCCGAUGCUCUUGAAUACGAACCAGAUGCAAUUGCUGAGAAGGAAGAUCAAGGUACAAUGAGUGAAUUUAUUGAAAUAUUAAGAGAAGAUCCUGACAAGAAAAUGAAGCUAGAAUCAUUGAAUUUAGAAGCUUAUGCAAAAGAAUUAGAAAAUAAAACUGGUCAAAGAAAGCUAAACAAUCUAAAUACUAUUGUUUUAGAGUUAUUAAACGGUUUUGAAGAAUUGAGAAAUGAUUUCCAUCCAUUACAAGGUGAUGAAAUUUUCCAAACCUUGACUGGUGAAACAGAAAAAACAUUUUUCAAGGGUUCUAUUAUUCCAGUUAGAGUUGAAUUUUUCAGACAUAAUGAUAUUAUUUGUAUCACCAAUUCUCAAGUAGAAUGUGUCGCUACUGCUCAACAACAUUCUGGAGCUCAGUAUAGAAGACCAGCUAAUGAACUUUAUGAGUUAGGUAAAACAUAUCCAGCUAAGGUUGUUUUCAUCGAUUAUGAAAAUAUAACGGCUGAAAUUUCUUUGUUAGAACAAGAUGUUAAACAUAAAUAUGUUCCAUUUAAUUACAGUAAAGAUCCAACCAUCUGGGACUUAAAACAAGAAUUAGAGGAUGCUGAAUAUGAAAAGAAAAUAACUAUGGAAGAAGCUCGUGCUAAGAGAACUCAUCGUGUUAUUAAUCAUCCAUAUUACUUUCCAUUCAAUGGACAUCAAGCAGAAGAAUACUUAAGAAGUAAAGAUCGUGGUGAUUUCGUUAUCAGACAAUCUAGUCGUGGUGAUGAUCAUUUGGCUAUUACAUGGAAGCUUGAUAAAGAUUUAUUCCAACAUAUUGAUAUUCAAGAAUUAGAAAAGGAAAAUCCAUUAGCUUUGGGUAGAAUAUUGGUGGUUGAAGGUCAAAGAUACUAUGAUUUAGAUCAAAUUAUUGUUGAAUAUCUACAGAAUAAGAUAAGAUUACUAAAUGAAAUAACAUCUAACGAAAAAUUCAAAACUGGUAAUAAGAAGGAUGUAAUCAAAUUUAUUGAAGACUAUUCUAAAGUUAACCCUAACAGAUCAGUUUAUUACUUUAGUUUGAACUACGAAAAACCAGGUUGGUUCUAUUUAAUGUUUAAGAUCAAUUCACAAAGUAAAUUAUACACAUGGAAUGUUAGAUUGACUCAUACAGGCUACUUUUUAGUUAACUACAACUAUCCUAACGUCAUUCAAUUAUGUAAUGGGUUCAAGACCUUAUUGAAGUCCAACAGCUCCAGAAGCAACGGUUCCGGUUAUUAA
Molecule: messenger RNA, 4407 nt
Organism: Tetrapisispora phaffii CBS 4417
Lineage: Eukaryota; Fungi; Ascomycota; Saccharomycetes; Saccharomycetales; Saccharomycetaceae
Gene: SPT6
Product: chromatin-remodeling histone chaperone SPT6
Exons: 1
Coding region: 1-4407 (1468 amino acids)
Biological process (GO): transcription elongation-coupled chromatin remodeling; transcription elongation by RNA polymerase II; mRNA transcription by RNA polymerase II
Cellular component (GO): transcription elongation factor complex
Molecular function (GO): histone binding; nucleosome binding; DNA binding
Source: RefSeq, a predicted model, not a curated record